Helobdella robusta is the source of this 2123-nucleotide messenger RNA. RefSeq lists its product as hypothetical. Bases 271 to 1668 code for a protein of 465 amino acids. Gene Ontology annotation, molecular function: L-serine ammonia-lyase activity; threonine deaminase activity. The record is from RefSeq and is a predicted model, not a curated record. The transcript has 14 exons. NCBI's taxonomy places the organism in Eukaryota, Metazoa, Annelida, Clitellata, Rhynchobdellida, Glossiphoniidae. Gene Ontology annotation, biological process: L-threonine catabolic process; L-serine catabolic process.
GAGAUUUCGUAUAUGACAUAAUAUCUAUAAUAUCUACUUAAGAAGCUACUUAUUGUUGUUGUGAAUAUUAUUUUACUGGCUGCAACACGUGUAAAUUUCUAAUUAGUUUCGAAAAGUCAAAGCAUUUUUGCGUUUAUUACAAGUUGAACUUACAUUUUGACAAAUUCAUUGUUUGGAUUUUUCUUCUUAUAACUUCAAAGUUGUUAUCAAAGUUUGUUUUUUGGUGUGUUUUUAAGCCAUUUAAUAUCUUUCGAAACGAACUGACCGAACAUGAUGGAUGUUACAAACGACGAAUCACACGAAGAAAAUGUUCAGACUGCCCAAUCCAUCGACACCGUUCUUGAAGAUUUAGCAAAUCACGUGCAACAGACAGACGACGAAGAUGAGGAGUAUGAUGAGGAUGACUUGAAGGAUCCUUCCUGCGAUCCGGAUCGUCCCAUCAAAGUACAGUUCCAGGAAAUCAGUGCUGCUGCCUUCAAGAUUAAGAAUGGCAUUGAACGAACCCCUUGUGAUAGAUCUCGCUUAUCAGAACAGCUUGGAAUGGAGUUGUAUCUAAAAAAAGAUUUCAUGCAAUAUACUGGAAGUUUCAAAGAGAGGGGAGCCCGUUACGCGCUCAUGUGCUUGACGCCGGAGCAGCAAAAAUUGGGAGUGAUAACAGCCAGUGCAGGCAACCAUGCAUUGGGACUGGCUUAUCACGGAUCCAAGUUGAACAUUCCUGUCAUCGUCGUCAUGCCGAAAACUGCUCCUCUGAUGAAACAGGAACUCUGCAAACAGCUGGGCGCCAAUGUUGUUGUGCAUGGUCAGGACUUUGGAGAGAGUAAAAAUUAUGCGAUAUACAUUUCGAAGAAGCAUGGAUUGAUGUACAUCAAUGGAUACGACCAUCCGAACAUCAUCGCAGGCCAGGGAACAAUGGGCAUAGAAAUAGUGGAGCAAGUGCCAGAUGUGGAUGCCGUGGUCGUGCCAGUGGGAGGGGGUGGAUUGAUUGCUGGUGUGGCACUGGCUGUUAAGUCACUCAAGCCCAGUGUCAAAAUUUUUGGUGUAGAAUCUGAAAGAAGUCCUGGAAUGUCGGUGGCAUUGAAGGCAGGCCACCCUACUUACACUAAAGUUCUCCCAACACUAGCCGAUGGUUUAUCAAUACCGGUGGUUGGAGUGAACGCCUUUGAAACAUUGAAACCUCUCAUUGACCGAAUGCUCGUCAUACAAGAAGAAUUCAUCGCGUUAUCCAUCCUGCGAUUGGUUGAGAUGGAGAAGUGUGUGGUUGAAGGAGCUGGUGCAACUGGAUUGGCUGGCAUUUUGUCAGAUUCCAUGCCCGAGUUGAAAGGAAAGAAAGUGGUGUGCGUCGUGUGCGGAGGUAACAUCGACACGACAGUUUUGGGUCGUGUGUUGGAGCGGGGUCUUGCCACAGAUGGUCGUCUGUGCAGAUUUGUAGUGACCGUCAGUGACCGGCCCGGUGGGAUUGCCCAACUGACCAGACUUAUAUCGAGCAUUGGUGUCAGUUUGAAAGACAUUUUCCAUGAACGAGCCUGGCUGAAGUCUGACAUUUAUUCAGUCAAUGUGAAAUGUAUUGUAGAGACGAGGAACCAGGAACAUUGCAUUGAACUGGAGCAACUGCUGAGGCAGAAUUAUGAUUACGUCAAUUUCGGCAACUCUCACUCCGUCUUCUUGUAACUGAUCAAAAGUUGGCUGGCUCGUUCGAAAAACACCUCAUAUGUUUUGAAAUUUAUUUGUUGGAAAAGUUUAUUCGGAAAAAUAUUUCAAACAGCAAGUUUGAUGGAAUAUGUUGAAUAUAUAACUAGUUUCAUUACAAAAAUUUGUUGAGAGCUGUGGAGGUUUCAUUCCUGCUUGCUUCCUAUGUUAACUAUUUUGUAGCUAUUAUUAUCCUUCGUAUAACGUUUGGUUUGUUAUUAAUACUAUUACUUUUAUUAUUUACAAUAUUAUUAUCAUUACUAUUAUGAUGUAUUAUUAUUAAUGAACAAUUUUCAAAUAAUUGUUGACAUUUUUGCAACUGUGUUACAAAUUUAUACAGUUGUUUUGAAGUAUGGAAUUAAAAAUAUGAUCAAAAAAUUUCAUAAAAAGACAAUUAUAAUAAGAUCUUUUUCAACAUUCUUAAAAAUAAAAUAGAU